This is a messenger RNA of Emericellopsis cladophorae, 321 nucleotides long. RefSeq names its product DUF1746-domain protein. The transcript has a single exon. The record is from RefSeq and is a predicted model, not a curated record. NCBI's taxonomy places the organism in Eukaryota, Fungi, Ascomycota, Sordariomycetes, Hypocreales, Bionectriaceae. The coding region runs from base 1 to 321 and encodes 106 amino acids.
AUGAGCAAUGAUGCCCCGUCAAGCUCUGCGGCGCCGAUACGAGACAGCGGCGAUGCUAUCCCAAGCACGAACGAGUCUCCCGCCACAGGUGGUCAAAGACUGCGCGAUGGUCGCCGGCAGAAGAAGAAGACGAAGAAGCGGAAGAAGCGCAACGAGGGUCUCAGGAAGAAGCUGGAUUUCGUAACGGAUCUACUCAAGGGGCUGGACACGUUUGUCUUCGCCGAACUGAGUGCGCUAUACUACAUGGAGUACGUUGAGCCAAACAUCUCCUCGAAACUUGUGCUAAUCAUUGAUGCAGAUGCUCCUUCUUCCGACUUCUGA